This is a messenger RNA of Eleginops maclovinus (Patagonian blennie), 469 nucleotides long. Its product is annotated as troponin I, slow skeletal muscle-like. The transcript has 3 exons. The coding region runs from base 230 to 469 and encodes 79 amino acids. NCBI's taxonomy places the organism in Eukaryota, Metazoa, Chordata, Actinopteri, Perciformes, Eleginopidae. The record is from RefSeq and is a predicted model, not a curated record. Gene Ontology annotation, cellular component: troponin complex.
UGUCUACAUUUUACAUUGUCUGCAUUUAGCUGUAAUUAUUUUUGAAAGAAACUUUCAAACAUGCAUAAGGAUUUGAAUGCUUGUCGUUAAAGGUUCAACACACACAAUAUGAUUCUCUGUGUCUGCAGGGUCUGUGCAAAGAUCUGCACCAUAAGAUCGACGUGAUAGAUGAAGAGCAUUAUGACAUUGAGGCCAAAGUGGUCAAAAAUACUAACUUGAAAAUAUUUCCAUGAAGAUUGAGGAGCUGAAGGAUAAGAUGAAGCGACCUGCUCUCAACAGGGGGAAGAUUUCUGCUGACGCCAUGCUGAGAGCUCCGCUGGGCGCCAAGGUCAAAGAGUACGUGGACUUCAAGGCCAACCUAAAGACCGUGAAGAAAGAGGUGGAGAAGACAGAGGAGGUGACUGACUUGCGUAAGAACGUGGAGGCCAUGUCUGGUAUGGAGGGCAGGAAGAAGCUGUUUGAUGCCUGA